Molecule: messenger RNA, 2084 nt
Organism: Ciona intestinalis (vase tunicate)
Lineage: Eukaryota; Metazoa; Chordata; Ascidiacea; Phlebobranchia; Cionidae
Source: RefSeq, a predicted model, not a curated record
CUAUUUAAUAAGAAUUUAGUCAUAAGAUGGCACCUUAAACAGAAAGUUUUUUACUGUAAUUAAGAAAUCUGUAUAGACUACUCUCCACUAUGUCAACUCCAGUCUUGGUCCACACAUUUACCACUAAAUCUUGGAUAAGAUGCAGCAAACUCGUGACUGCUUUUCGUGGCAAAUUCUUACCAACACCUAAUAUUAAAUACACAACCGCUCCUUCAAGAACUUACAGCACCAACUACGAAACCAAUAAGACUAAAAUACGCCCGAAAAACGUUUUAAAAUUACACGAGCGAGGAAUUUUACAAGAUAUCUAUCCUCCUGCUGCAGUAGGGCUGCCGGGACUUUUGGAGUCCAAACAACAAUGUUUUUAUUGUGGUUUUGAUCCAACUGCAGAUGGCUUACAUGUGGGGAACCUACUUUCCAUUAUGGUGCUGUUGCAUUGCCAAAGAGCCGGCCACAAUGUAAUUGCUGUUAUUGGGAAUGCUACAGUUCGAGCUGGAGAUCCGAGUGAGCACACCAAAGACCGUAAUAUGCUCAGUGACAAUGCUAUUCAGGACAAUGUAAAUGCUAUACAAGAUUGCAUUGCAAAGAUAGCGGAUACUCACGCAAACUAUAUUUAUGACAACAAACACAGGAAAAAACUGCCGGAUUUUAAAAUUCUGUUUAAUCAAACUUGGUACAAAGAACUAAAUGCAAUCGACUUCAUAUCUACUGCUUGUAGAAACUUUCGAAUUGGUCCAAUGAUGGAAAAACGUUACAUAAAAGAUCGCAUACAAAGCAGUGAAGGUUUGAUGCUUGCUGAGUUUAUGUACCAAGUCCUUCAAGCAUACGAUUGGCAGUAUCUUCACGAUAACUACAACUGUACGUUUCAAGUUGGGGGCGUGGAUCAGCUUGGUAAUAUCAACGCUGGACAGCAACUUAUUCGAAAAACCAACAAAGGCCAGGUGUACGCCCUUCUUACACCAUUGGUAACCAACCUACGAGGUCAAAAACUUGGUAAAACUGCUGGUAACUCUGUUUGGUUGAAUGCAAACAAAACACCUCCAUUCGAGUUUUAUCAAUUUUUUUUCAAGCAACCAGAUUCAAUGGUAGAAACAUUUUUGAAGUAUUUUACCUUCAUUGACUUAAAAAGAAUAAAUGAGAUCAUGAUUGAACACACGAAGCACCCACACUUAAGAAAUGCACAACGUAUCUUAGCUAAGCAUGUGUGUAAGCUCGUGCAUGGCCCAGAAGGCCUUGAAUCUGCGGAAAGAUGCACGCGUGCUCUGUUUGGUGGAAGUUUAGAAGACAUCGAAAAAUUGAGUGAGGAAGAAAUUAUGACGACAUUUAACGCAACAAACAUUGUCACUGCAGUGUUAGAACCUGACACGACAGUGUAUGAUGUUGCUACACAUGCUAAAGCCAUACCGCUUGGCAACAAAGGAGAGAAUCUGAUUCGUGCUGGAGGGGUGAGGAUUAAUGGGGAAACUGUUGAUUCUCCUCACUUAAUAUUAAUGAAUGGGGAACAUGUUCUCAAAAACGACCUCACAGUGCUUUCUGUUGGUAAAACAAAUCACUUUAUCAUUAAAUGGAAGCUGCCAAGGAUUAAACAUGAUGAAGACAGUGUCAGAGAAACAGAAUACCCUGUACCAAUGUGAAACUUGGAUUAUAGGAUAUCAAGGAUUUUUUGACAUUCAAAAUAAAGUAUCUUUUCUACUGCAUUUGGGUGUAUUGUGAAAUAAUUUCCCACUUGCAAAAUUCAGUUGCUUUGUCUGGUAAAUUGUUUUAAAAAUACUACAGUAGAAGAGUACUUACCAAUAAUCCGUUUUGAGUCUGGUCUGUUAUACAACUCGAAUUACAUGUGUUCUUAAUAUGUGUUUCUGAGUUUUCUAGUAUUCACAUAUUAAGGACAGAAAUUAUUAGUUAUUAGUAAAGUAUAUUGAAAUCCUCUGUUGCUUGAAAUUGGGUACAUUGCAAAGUUCUGUAAGAAGCAUUAGCUUAACUUUUUCACAUCUUGAGUGUAAACUUUAUAUUGCUUCACAUUAUUCGGUGGUUUAACCAACUUCAAAAAUGCUGGUUUUAAACUAAUUUUUUGCUUUUUAUUUUCA